CUAGACGCUGAUUGGUUGAGCAGCUCAUCCCUAGUUCCCUGCUGUAGCGAUAUCUACUGUUGAUGUGUCACCUCCUCGACUAGCCGGAGAGAUCAAUAUUCAGUUCAUUUCAGAUCCCCAUCCAACAACAAUGGCUCUGGCGCAUUCGGCGUGGAGGUGAGCCGGACCAUGGACGAGCCGGGUGCUGACGGCGUCAUGGACGUACCAAAGGAAGCCCCCCCAGCCGACCUGCUCCACAACAUCAACAAUAACAACCAUGGCAAUGACAAAGACGGCGGUGUCGGCGACCCCACACCUUCGGAUCCUGAGGAGGAAGAGAUCUGUCUGGAUAGUGGGGACGAGGCAGAGGGAACCAACACGCCUCUCGCCUGUAACGAGAACAAGGCCGAGCCGGACGUUCAAAAGGAUGCUCAGUCUACACCCAGCGAGCCUGCCCCUCCAACCCAGCACUUAGGUCAGGCGCCAGCAGGGGACCAGGAGGGGCGACCCGGGGCCGGUUCUAACAGUGGAGACCAUCAACCCUCAACCCGCUCUCUUCCAGACCGGGCUGGGGAACCACUGCCCCCCACAACCGGCCCUUCAGGUGACCUGAAAGAAAGCUCCCCCUCAGUUCUCGAGGGAACCACAGAGGAAGACCUAUUGACUUUGGAGGAGGUGAGAGACACUCCUCCUCCUAUUCCUCCUGCUGCUGAGGCUUCUCAGGAGGGGGACACGGCCCCCUCGAACCCGAGUCCUGAAGGUUUAACGGGGUCCUCCCCGGCCUUCGGAGCCACAACGAGCGAGACCGGGGCGCUCCCCUCCUCCGCCCAGCGUCCCCCGGAACCGUCGCCGCCGCCGACCCUCGCGGCCAACGGCGGUGUCCCGAACGGCCCCUCCACCCCGCCCUCCGUCCCGGCGGGCUCCUCCGUCGCCCCCAGCCCGCAAACCGACUCCCCCGACCGGGCCGCCGUCCGCUCCCACGCCCUGUCCAGCCCCUACGACACGGACUGCAGCCGCAAGCUCCUCGCGGAGAUCCAGCGCUCGGUGUCGCAGGAGUCCCUGCUGGACGAGCUGGAGUCGGAGAUCCUGGCCUGCCGCCUGCCCGGGACCACCGGCGGCGGGGGGGGGCCCGGAGGAAAGGGGAACCGGCCGGUGAACGGGGCUCCCAAGGAGCAGCAGAGGGAGGAGGAGGAGUGCAUGGUGGCCUUUGAGAAGUGUGUGCAGCACAAGUACACGCAGCAGGAGCACGCCAUCAAGAGGCUGCAGGAUGAGAACAAGAAGCACCAGGAUCUGAUCCUGGGUAUCUGCUCGGAGAAGGACACCAUGCGGGGGGAGCUGAAGAAGAGAGGCGAGAUGGAGAGACUCCAUGUGGCCACCAUCAGCAAGCUGGAGGACCGGGUGGGCGAGCUGCUGAAGGAGCUGAGGGAGUCGCGGGACAAGAUGGUGCACCAGGACCAGAGCACCAAGGCCUCGGUGCACCAGCUGCAGCGGGACAUGGCCCAGCGCCUGGAGCAGCUGAACAAGAAGUGUGACGAGGCCCGCCAGGAGAAGGAGACCAUGGUGAUGAAGUACGUGAGGGGGGAGAAGGAGGCGCUGGACCUGCGCAGGGACAAGGAGUCGCUGGAGAAGAAGCUGAGGGAGGCCACCAAGGAGGUGGACCGCCAGGCCCUGAGGGGGAACCAGCUGGCCCAGGAGAAAGGCCGGCUGCAGCAGCUCCACGAUGCUAAGGAGGGCGAGGUGAGCCGGAUGACUCGAGAGCUGGACAAGCUGAAGGAGGAGAUCAACUCCCAGCUCAUCAAAGCCAAGUGGGCUCAGAACAAACUGAAGAGUGAGAGCGACGCCCACAAGGAGACUAAGGAUAAACUGAAGGAGACGACAGCCAAACUCGUCCAGGCCAAAGAAGAGACGGAACAGAUACGCAAGAACUGUCAAGACAUCAUCCGAACAUACCAGGAGUCUGAGGAGAUUAAAUCCAACGAGCUGGAUGCAAAGCUGAAGGAGACGAAGGGAGAGCUGGAGAAACGCAAGCAGGAGCACACCGACCAGCAGGAGGUGCACAGGGUGAAGGCCAAGGAGCUGGAAGACCUCAGGAGGAAGUACAAGGAGUCCAUGGAUGAGCUGGAAACCCUGCGGACCAAGCUGCGGUGUCUGGAGGAGGAGCGUCCGCGCUGGGAGGAGGAGCUCCAGAAGUACAGAGAGAUGAUCAACCGGCAGAAGGCUGAGAUCGGCCAGCAGAGAGAGAGACUGGGGGAGAUCGACCGCCUGGAGGAGCAGCACCUACAGGACCAGCAGGAGGUGUCGGCCCUGCAGGAGGAGUCGGGCGGGCUGAACGGGCAGAUCUCGGAGCUCCAGCGCGACGUGGAGGGCAGCCGGGAGCGCGAGGCGGAGCUGCUGGGCUUCACCGAGAAGCUGAGCAGCAAGAACGCCCAGCUGCAGUCGGAGAGCAACGGCCUGCAGGGCCACCUGGACGCGCUGCGGGCCGGCGCCACCGACCUCCAGGCCCGCCUUCAGGACACCCAGGGCCUGCUGCAGGACAAGGCCCAGAGGUUGAGGCAGGAGGAGGCGCAGCGGCAGCAGGAGGUGCAGGCCCUGCAGGGGGAGCGGGCGGCGCUGCAGACAGAGGUGGGCCAGCUGAGCACGCGGCUGGGGGAGGUGAGAGACGAGCUGGUCACCCAGAAGAGGAAGCAGGCCGCCAGCAUCAAGGACCUCACCAAGCAGCUCAUCCAAGCUCACAAGAGGCUUGACCAGGCUGACCAGAACGGGGGCUGUGACAGAGAGGGUAGCAGCAUGGGCAGUCGCUCCAGUUCUUCAGGGUAUCGUUGCCGUCCUCAAGAAAAUGGUUCCCUGAACACCCGCCCCGGCGGCGGCGGUAUGGGCGGUGGCGGGGGCGGCGGCGGGGGAAGUGGCGAGGACCGCUCCCCGGAGCAGCAGCACCUGCAGACCCCGUCGGUGAUGGUGGUGGACAGCUACCCCGAGGUGGACAAGACGCUGCUGGUGGAGCGCAUCGUGAGGCUGCAGAAGGCCCUGGCCCGCAAGCAGGAGAAGAUGGAGUUCAUGGAGGACCACAUCAAGCAGCUGGUGGAGGAGAUCCGCAGGAAGACCAAGAUCCUCCAGAGCUACGUGCUGCGGGAGGAGUCGGGGGCGCUGUCCUCGGAGGCGUCGGACAACAACAAGGCGGCCCUGGGCCGGCGGGGGGGCAUCAUGGCCUCGCUGUACACCUCGCACCCCGCCGACGCCGGCCUCACCCUGGACCUCUCGCUGGAGAUCAACCGCAAGCUGCAGGCCGUGCUGGAGGACACGCUGCUCAAGAACAUCACGCUGAAGGAGAACCUGCAGACGUUGGGGGCGGAGAUCGAGAGGCUGAUUAAACGCCAGCGAGAAACUGAAUCCACCGUCCGGGGGAAGUGACAUCAUCGUGUCACAGGAAGGAGCAAAUGAAGGACCACGGGAACUCUAGGUUUUCAAAUCCCCCCCCCCCCCCCCCCCCCAAUUUUUUUUUGAAGGAAGGAGUUUGAACUCUGGACUCUGGAAUCCGCGAGGCGGAAACGCGAGCAGCUUUGAAUGUCAGCGCUCAUAACAGCCGCUUGUCCAAUGGGAUGCUUUGAUUCCCCGACCGGUGGCCCAUCCCUGUAGCCCCGUCCAGCCUUUCUGACCAUUCCUAUCGCUUUCAGCUGGUUUUCAGCCUUCCAACGCAUGUAGCUAGCUCUUCUAGCUCCAAUUCCUCUCUGUCUUGAAGCGCUUGAGCGGCCAUAAUGAAAUUAAAUGUGAAUGUACACUUCCAGUGCGUUCUAGAAAUGGUCCUAACUACCGAUGAGAUCUUCCCGUAGAACAGAAGAACAAUUUCCAUUUUUUAAAUGUGCGUCUUCAUCCAAGUGUAAAUCCCAUCGGCCAAUCGCCACCUGAGCUCCAGGGUGAGUCCAUGCUGGAGAUGAUGUCAUCAUUUUACCACAUUAUUGUAAUUAUUAUUUAUUCCUCAUCUGCUGCCAAACAACGCCUCAAGUAUUUCAGAAGUCUACUUGGAGAAAAUCUAAAAUGAUUUGAAGCAGUAAAAGUAAGGAAAGAAUUCAUAUGCACUUCAACUCCCAGAAGCCCCAUGGGGACUAUAGUCAAACCAUUGAAGAGUUCCCCCCCCAUCUGUCACUCUUGUCGGAAACCAAGGGAUUUGUCUGCCCAGGGUCCUAAAGCCUGUAUGUUUGUGGCCCCUGGUGGAUUGAAGUGACAUCGGAGGUCCCUCACUGUGUGUUCUCCAAGCAGCCCAAGGCACUGUUUUCAAGUGUCGGAAGUCUCUUACUUUGAAAAACUCCUUUCAAUGGCAUAAAUUUAACACAAAUCCAAGGUCUGAAUGUACGUCUGGUCUUCAGUAGAUCGAUUUUGAAUGUUAUUUAAUUUAUAGAGUGACCUUUUUGUUUUAAGUUAGGUUUGAAUAUAUUUUUUUAGUUUAUUGUUUUGAGAAUCAUGUGAUUCAUUUUUGGGGGGCUAUAAGUGCUUGUUGAGAUUUUUUUAUUUUAUAAAAGUUGAUUCCUAUAUUUCAUAUUACCAAGCCUUGAUCGGGAACCCGUAUAUUUGGGAAUUAUUGUUAUUAAUUAUCAUCUACUUUCAGCAGAAUUAAGAAUUUGUGAGAUUAGCAUCUUCCUAGUGAUGUUAGGAUCAUGUUGGCAAAAACAUUAGCAUCAUGUUAGCAACCUCAUCCACUUAAUUUAUUUAAAUACCAUUAGCCAUACCCUUUAUUAGCUUUAUUUAAUACCCCAUAGACAUUGCUAGCUGCCAAAUGCAUCUAUCCUUUAUGUUCCCAGGGAAUGCCUGUGCCAAGAGUGUGAGGCUAAACAUUUCAAACAGGCCCACCCACUCCAUGAGUGACAUAUUGUUGUAGUGCGUCUCCCCAUGCCGGACCCUUAGUGAAUUUAGUGUUGCGGGAUAAGAGGGAAAAGAGUCCUGUUCCUCUCGAGGGACAAGGGACGGCCAAUGAAGAGGAAGCCAACGGGAAUGCGACCAGGGAUAAAGUGCAAUGCCUUUUGCUUUAAUAGUUCUUCUGCCCUUUUCUUGUCUCAUUUUGUUGUAAAUGAAUCUGUAAAGUGUAAUUAUUUUCGUCCAUGUUGUGUGUGCAUGUAUGGUAUGUUUGUAUGUAUGUAUGCUGUUGUGAGCGUUAGCACAGGUUACCCUUGACGGGACUGUUAGCAUCCGGUUUCUGUCCGGUGCUGUGGUGAGCGGUAGCAUAAGCAGAAGCGUGAGCUAGCCUGUCUGGGGCCGAAGUGUCUCUGGUGACGGACCCCCGCCACCAGAGGUCGUCAUGGACGUUGGGUAUGAAUGUACACGCAUAUCAACGCACACUGGCCGACGGUUGUGUGGAUCCAGUCACACAUCCGCAGACCCACCAUGUACAGGAUCUGCUCUCUCUCCGGUGGUUAGGUAUGUGUUCAUUAUGCAGUUCCCUAAUGAAGCUCCACCCCCUGCGAACUGACAGCUGGUUGUGGGGUUCUUAAUUGAUGUUCCCCACCCAUAUGGCUCAGGUGGGAAGGUCACCUUUCCGAUGUGCUGGGAUGGCUUCAUCAAGCGAUAUCCCGCAGUCCUGAAGGGUUUAUCAUGUGUUUGUCCUGAAGGGUUUAUCAUGUGUUUGUCCUGAAGGGUUUAUCAUGUGUUUGCCUUCAGAACACACCUCCUCUACUCCAUCCUCUGAAACCAUCAGCGGUCCCAGUGCUGAGAAUCCCUUAUCAAGUCGUCCGUCCAACAGAUUCCCCGCUCCUCCCUGGCAUUUAACGAUAAAGGCAAGCAUUUGGGAUCGGAAUGCACCUGAUCUUAAGAGGAAAAGCGGUUGGAAUAUGGAAUUCUGUCGAGACCUUCAUAUGUUUUGAGAAUGAAUAUGGUCUACAUAUUUGAUCCUUCUUGUGUGUGUGUGUGUGUAUAUAUAUAUAUAUAUGCAUAUAUAUAUAUAUAUAUAUAUAUAUGUGUAUAUAUAUAUAUGUAGAUAAUCAUGAUGGAUUAUUACAGUCUUGCAUAGUAGCAGUGCGACAAACCAAGUUAUGCAACUUAUGCACAGAACCUCUGUUGGGUUGGAAGCGAGUUUCUGGUUCUCUCCCUGCGUGGUAAGACUCUGUAGGACUCUGGAAACUGACGAAUCCACCGCUCGAAAUCCAAGCCAUGCAUUGUUUUGUGAAGGAAUGCAAGAAGAAAAGAUAUUCAAUGUUUGAAGUAUGCGUGGGUUUGAAUCUGUGACUUUAAAGAGCCACCAGACACUGACAUUAAAUCUGCACAGAUGGCGAGCCCUCUGGUGAAAAUCGGGUCAUUGCAAUAUAAUAUUUUACCAUAUAUGCCAUUAAAAUUAGCCAGUGCAGUACCAGUGUUUGACCAGAGGAGGCGCCGUUCACGCUGUGUGGCUUUAAUUAUGAAGUUUCAGUGUUUGUAUACUCUUGAAAGUCCUGUCAACUAAUGUCUCCUCUUCUGCCUCGUCAUGAUUCAGUUGUUUUGUGAGAUACCCAAACUGUGAUUAACAAUAUACUUUUGUGUGUGUGUAUAUAACCUGUACAAUGCUCCUAUCAUUUUUAGAAAUACUGAUUCUGGAUUAAAUUUGUACAUGUGGUGUUUCCAGGGAAUAAUAAAAAAAAAAAGUCUCUUAAA
This is a messenger RNA of Gadus morhua (Atlantic cod), 6591 nucleotides long. It is a transcript of the gene ccdc186, whose product is annotated as coiled-coil domain-containing protein 186. Gene Ontology annotation, biological process: vesicle cytoskeletal trafficking. Gene Ontology annotation, molecular function: small GTPase binding. Lineage: Eukaryota; Metazoa; Chordata; Actinopteri; Gadiformes; Gadidae. The record is from RefSeq and is a predicted model, not a curated record. Gene Ontology annotation, cellular component: trans-Golgi network. The transcript has 17 exons. Bases 169 to 3387 code for a protein of 1072 amino acids.